Molecule: messenger RNA, 1647 nt
Organism: Suillus clintonianus
Lineage: Eukaryota; Fungi; Basidiomycota; Agaricomycetes; Boletales; Suillaceae
Exons: 9
Coding region: 1-1647 (548 amino acids)
Source: RefSeq, a predicted model, not a curated record
AUGCCGGGUAGCCCCCAAAAAAAGAGAACAAAGCGCAAAGCUAUGGACUCUGACCUAAAGGUGCCCGAAGGGCAAGAAGGUUUGGUGAAGAAACCACGUGCUCACGCUGAACUGCCAUCUACCACCAAUCAAGCAGAUGAGUCGCAAAAUCCUCGACGUUCUGGGUGUUCUGGUGCGGGGCAAGGAGGUAGGGGCACACAACUGGAGAAGAUCGGCGCCAUCUUGCAUGCCCCAGCACGGACCAACAAAGUCAAGGGCGCCACAUCCCUCAAUCUGAAUGCUCCUGCAAACCCUCUCGCUCCAGAACCACCUCGCAAGGGUCAGGGCAGCUGUCCUAAGAAGAAGCAGCUCCCUCCGCCAUAUAGCCCCUUGGAGACCCUAAAUGUAAUGACUUCCACAUCACACUCGAAGAAAAGAAAGACUCCCGUCACUCCUACCCCAAGCUUCGAGUUAAAUGAUCACCCAACUUUCUCACAAUGUGAAGCUGAACCUGAUCUUCAGGCGUUAAACAAUCCCUUUGUGGCUGCCGCUAGGAAGUUGCAUGCACUGACUACUUCAGAUGCCUCCCAAAGUGAGAUCAAUAUUGGUACCUCUCACUCUUCCCAAUCUCAGGCUCCUGCUUCCAAAGCUCACCAUAUGAUCACUACUCCUCGUGUCAACGAUCCAGCACCUUCCAGGAUGACUUCAACUAUCACGGCGCGAUCAGACACCAACUAUCCCCAUAAUUUGGAUCCCGUCCUCCGGUUGAGUACACCACUGAAUACCGAUUUUGAAGAGUCAGACACAUCGAGCGAUGAAGGUUCAUCUAGCUUGGAUGAAGGUGGUGGAGAUGAGAUUGGUUGGGGAGAAGUCGGUAGGCGUCAUGAUACACGCCCUGGUUUUUCAAGAGAAGAAUUACCAUCUCAACCUCAGGUGGCCACUGUGCUGCCAACAGAUUUCCACUUUCAGCAUUCACGCGAUGAAGAUGACCAAGUGGCUGAGAGAACCUUGGUGGUUGGCGGUGAUUCGAGCAAGGGUAGUGUAACAACAGAUCAAGAGAGCGCUCCCCAGCCGGACGAUGUCUUGAAGGUCCACCACAAGAGAAAUGGCCAUCCCCACCUUCCUGACCCCGCCCUUCUAGAACUUCUCCGCACUGCUGAGGUAGAUGCUCCCAACUCAAAGGCUAAACCAAAGGCCAAACGGAAUCAGAAAUCGAAGAAUUUUCUUGAGGAUGUGAAGGGGGAGUGUCACACCCAGCAGGCAUUGGAAAAACCUUUUCCAAGCCUUGUCGUUGACUUGCCCAUCUCAAUCACUGAAUCGCUCUCGGCAUUGCUCGUGCAAUGGCUCAAAACCGGCCAUGAAGUUGAUGCUGGUGUGUGGCCCAUGCACAAACCUGAUAUGUUGUAUGAUGAUCUGGCAACUUGGCGCUCUGAUCUGAAAAAAAUUGUCGUCGCAAUUACACCUUCCACAUAUGGCCUUGUCCCACCGGCUGAUACUGCCAUUCAAGAGCGCGCAGCUUGGGUUGAAGCAGCUGCUACAGAAUUAUUGGAUGAUGGCAAGUUUCUGCACUUUGGGCUAGACAAUUUGGGGAAAACGAGGAACUUCACUCACCCUGCGCUUCUUGAGGCUACUGUUGAAAAGAAGUCAUUUUGCAUUCGGACAGAUUAA